Messenger RNA from Penicillium cataractarum, 933 nucleotides. RefSeq lists its product as uncharacterized. The record is from RefSeq and is a predicted model, not a curated record. NCBI's taxonomy places the organism in Eukaryota, Fungi, Ascomycota, Eurotiomycetes, Eurotiales, Aspergillaceae. The transcript has 2 exons. The coding region runs from base 1 to 933 and encodes 310 amino acids.
AUGUCUCCUAGAAUUGGAGUCUUCCCCGCCUCUGGUGGCCUUGGAACAAGCAUCGUCAAUCACCUUACCAAACUCGUCUCAGCGUCUCAAUUAGUCUUGAUCGCACGCAACCCGGAUAAAUGGACCAGACUAGGUCAAGCUGGUGCCACAUUGCGAAAAGCAGACUAUGACCAGCCCUCUACCCUCGAUAAUGCCUUUGAUGGAGUGGACGUCCUGAUCCUCAUUUCAUAUGCAUCCUUCGAGAUCAGACGCCGAGUGGAAGUCCAUCAACUAGCAAUUCAAGCUGCGAUAAAAAGUGGCGUGAAACACAUCUUUUACUCAUCUCUGGGUUUCGCCGGCGAUCUCACCGACCACAGUGUAGCUCAUGUCAUGGGCGCACACCUCGAAACAGAGCGGUUUCUCGCGGAAAUCACGGAUAAAGUCACGUAUACUUCCGUUCGGGAAGGACUUUAUUCUGAAUCGUUCCCAAUUUACACGGCGUGGUUAGAUCCCGCUAAUCCUCCUACCGAAAUCACUAUUCCGCACUCGGGAGCUGGACCGGGAGUGUCAUGGGUCAAACGGGACGAGCUUGGUGAAGCGACCGCGAAAUUGAUUGUUGGUUACAUCGAUCAACCUAAGAAAUUCGAUUACUUGAACAAAAAGGUAUUGCUCACGGGUCAACGGGCAAUUUCUCUUGCUGAGACGGUGGAUAUCUUGGGUCGUGCAAUUGGAAAACCUCUCAAGAUUAGGGAGAUUUCUGUUGACGAGUAUGUCCGGCUUACUCAAAUCGGGGACAAGCAUACGUACCAUGGAGUUAACCUUUCGAGGGAGUGGGCUACCGCUUGGGAGGCCAUCAAACAAGGAGAAACGGCUGUGGUGUCACCGGCGAUCAAGGAGAUCCUUGGACGGGAGCCAGAAAGCUACGAAAAUACUAUCCAAGCUUUGAUUAGAUGA